This is a messenger RNA of Zingiber officinale, 1437 nucleotides long. Its product is annotated as probable protein kinase At2g41970. The record is from RefSeq and is a predicted model, not a curated record. The transcript is spliced from 8 exons. Gene Ontology annotation, biological process: protein phosphorylation. Bases 143 to 1231 code for a protein of 362 amino acids. Lineage: Eukaryota; Viridiplantae; Streptophyta; Magnoliopsida; Zingiberales; Zingiberaceae. Gene Ontology annotation, molecular function: ATP binding; protein tyrosine kinase activity.
AUCCACCACAUCGUCGUCGCCGGCCUGGAGCUUUGCGCCAUCCAUCCGCCACCCGCUUUCGGAUCUCAUCGAGUUGAUGCAGGGGAGAGGACGUUGACAGCGUUUCGUGGGCAUUCUGCGCUCCGGCGAGACUUCUCCGAUCAUGUUGUGCUGCGGAGGAACCGACGAGGAUAUCUACGGCCCUCCGGCCAGCCAGCAUUCCGCCCCACCCAACCGCAAUGUUCCAGGUCGAGACAGAGACCCCAGAGGGGGGCCAGGUGGAGCCAGAGGUGGAGGAGCCCCGCCGAAGGUCCUGCCAAUCGAGAUUCCGGCAAUACCAUUCUCUGAGCUCAGCAAUAUGACCAACAAUUUCAGCGACAAGGCAUUGGUCGGAGAAGGAUCCUAUGGCAGGGUCUUCCGGGCCACCCUCAAAACAGGGGAAGAAGCUGCCAUUAAAAAGCUGGAUCCAAGUGCAUCCAAUGAACCAGAUACUGAAUUUGCCGCGCAGUUAUCAAUGGUCUCGAGGCUCAAGAAUGAGUUCUUUGUAGAGCUGUUGGGGUACUGUCUGGAUGCGAAUAAUCGAAUACUAGUUUAUCAAUUCGCGACCAAAGGCUCUUUGCAUGAUGUUUUACAUGGGAAGAAAGGUGUGCAAGGGGCUGAACCAGGGCCUGUUCUUAACUGGAGCGAAAGGGUUAAGAUUGCUUAUGGUGCGGCAAGAGGACUCGAAUAUCUUCAUGAGAAAGUUCAGCCUCCGAUCGUCCAUAGGGAUGUCAGAUCGAGCAACGUUCUAUUGUUCGAUGAUUUUGCUGCCAAGAUUGCUGAUUUCAAUCUGACCAACCAGUCUCCCGAUACCGCAGCUCGUUUACAUUCGACUCGUGUUUUGGGAACUUUUGGAUAUCAUGCUCCAGAAUAUGCCAUGACAGGCCAACUGACCCAGAAGAGCGAUGUUUACAGUUUCGGAGUUAUUCUUUUAGAGCUACUAACCGGCAGAAAGCCGGUAGAUCACACAAUGCCUAAAGGACAACAAAGUCUUGUCACUUGGGCAACUCCAAGGCUAAGUGAAGACAAAGUUAAACAAUGUGUGGAUCCAAAACUAAAUGACGAUUAUCCACCAAAAGCCGUCGCCAAGCUUGCAGCAGUUGCAGCGCUUUGUGUGCAAUAUGAAUCUGAUUUCCGACCAAAUAUGACCAUUGUUGUCAAGGCCAUUCAGCCUCUUCUUAACGCGAAACCAGGGCAAGAACACCAUAACUGAUGUUGAAGCAUCUUUGAUUACACUCCUAUCGUCGUCUUGUUUCUUCGCUUCAUCUUGUCUGUUGGUUAAAUUUGAGAAUGGAAUUAGUAAAAUUCAGCAAUUUAAAUGUAGUUGGUGUAACAUACUGAAAUGAAGUAGAAAAAGAUGGGUGGAACUGAAAAUAAAAGUCUUUCAGAAAGGAUUGAACAUAUAUAUCGUUCUAGCUU